AGUUAACCCCUGCUCCAAGCUUUGAAUCGAUUAAAAGUUAUCGUUCAGUCACAUACCUGCCUCUCAGUUUCUUUUCUUCUUCACUUCAACUGCCCCAAAUCAAUCUCAAAUGUCGAUCUUUGAGUACAAUGGUAGCGCCGUCGUGGCUAUGGUGGGAAAAAACUGUUUCGCAAUCGCCAGCGAUCGGCGACUUGGAGUUCAGCUCCAAACAAUCGCUACAGAUUUUCAGCGAAUUUUUAAAAUUCACGAUCGCCUCUUUAUAGGUCUCUCUGGACUCGCCACCGACGCUCAAACUCUAUAUCAACGACUGGUGUUCCGUCAUAAGUUGUAUCAGCUGCGAGAAGAAAGAGACAUGAAGCCCGAAACAUUUGCUAGCCUUGUUUCUGCUCUGCUUUAUGAGAAAAGGUUUGGUCCAUACUUUUGCCAACCUGUGAUUGCUGGAUUGGGAGAUGAAGACAAGCCCUUUAUAUGCACAAUGGACUCAAUUGGAGCCAAGGAGCUUGCUAAAGAUUUUGUUGUUGCUGGCACUGCUUCAGAGUCCCUUUAUGGUGCAUGUGAGGCAAUGUUCAAGCCUGACAUGGAACCAGAGGAGUUGUUUGAGAUUAUAUCUCAAGCUUUAUUAGCAUCUGUUGAUCGUGACUGUCUGAGUGGUUGGGGAGGCCAUGUCUACGUUAUAACACCAACUGAAGUAAAGGAAACAAUCUUGAAGGGAAGGAUGGAUUGAUCUGCUUUGAUAAUGCUGAAGUCAACUGUUCGUGUUCAGUCCCCAGUUUGUCUUUUAUGGAAAAACUUAGACUGCAGUUGAAUGUGAACCUCUUAGCUAAGGCUGUUAUUCAUAGAACUCGAAUUGUUGUACUCAUAAUUUCCGAAUGAAUUGAAAAAUUUUCAUAUCAA
Pistacia vera is the source of this 894-nucleotide messenger RNA. RefSeq names its product proteasome subunit beta type-3-A. The transcript has 7 exons. Gene Ontology annotation, biological process: proteasome-mediated ubiquitin-dependent protein catabolic process. NCBI's taxonomy places the organism in Eukaryota, Viridiplantae, Streptophyta, Magnoliopsida, Sapindales, Anacardiaceae. Gene Ontology annotation, cellular component: proteasome core complex, beta-subunit complex; proteasome core complex. The record is from RefSeq and is a predicted model, not a curated record. Bases 110 to 724 code for a protein of 204 amino acids.